Molecule: messenger RNA, 429 nt
Organism: Solanum pennellii
Lineage: Eukaryota; Viridiplantae; Streptophyta; Magnoliopsida; Solanales; Solanaceae
Product: stress-induced protein KIN2
Exons: 3
Coding region: 56-256 (66 amino acids)
Source: RefSeq, a predicted model, not a curated record
UAUAACACACUCUAUUAAUAGUUUAUUUUCUACAUUUAAUAUUUUUUAUUGUAAGAUGAAUUCAUCUCAGAAAGCCAGUUAUCAUGCAGGAGAAGCUAGGGGCCAAACUCAGGAGAAAGCUAACCAAAUGAUGGACAAAGCUAGAGAUACUGUCCAAUCUGCCCAACAAUCCGUUCAGGAGACUGGACAACAGAUGAAGGCUAAGGCACAAGGAGCUGCAGAUGCAGUGAACGAUACUUUUGGAGCAAACUCAUAAAUUAUUGGAAAAAUUCAGUUAUAAUUAAUUUAAGUUGCAUAAAGUGUUGGUUAUCCAACCUGGGUUUUUAGUUUAAUUUUUAUUUAUUUUAUUUUUCAUGUUGAGAUAAAGGCAUUAAUUGCCACUGUUAAUUUUUCAGUCAGUUAAUGAUAUGAUUUCACGGUUUCAAACUA